This is a messenger RNA of Plutella xylostella (diamondback moth), 2957 nucleotides long. RefSeq lists its product as uncharacterized. The record is from RefSeq and is a predicted model, not a curated record. NCBI's taxonomy places the organism in Eukaryota, Metazoa, Arthropoda, Insecta, Lepidoptera, Plutellidae.
AGCUGAGGGGCGGUGCAAUUGAUGAUUCAUUUAUUAUUAAUAACCAAGAAAAAUAUAGAAACCUUAUAAAAUUAACAAGACCUAAUUCAUAAAUUAAGUACCUACCUAAAUUAUACCGUAUUUCCGAUAGCUAAUGUCUGAAAUUCACUGUGCAACGCAAAGCAAGCUACUAUUGUAUACUUACAGGUGAGGUGACCUGUCUUUAAAUCAAUACCAAUAAAGUAUACAUGAGAGCACUGUAACUUACCUCGUUAUGUCACGGUUAAACUACGAGUUUUGUACCAAACAAUUCUUACUCUACUUAAUUACGUAACUAGUAUAACUUAUAUUGCAUAAAUUUACUGUAUUUAUUGAUGAAAAAUCUUAUUAAUAACUUAAGUAAACAAUAAAAAUUAAAAUUCUCAAAAUUUGUUUCUUUACGAAAGAUGCCAUAACUUUAAGUUUCAGUUACUUACUGCACAAAUUUUAGUUAAGUACCUAUUUAAGAUUGUUUGUCUACUAGAAAUAUUUUAUGAAAAAAAAUAUAAGUAUCCAGUUUUUGGCGGCUGUUUUGAGAAAUAGUCAAUGCGUUUGGAAUAAAACGUGUUUAAAGAUUUUCGAAAAACUUUAUUUUUUCUCUCUUUUUAUUUAUUAUUAUUAUUCACAUCUGUAAUGGAAUUAUUUUCUGAAACCUUAAACCUUCACCUUCUUAGCAUUAAGUAUUUAAUGAAUACAUUCGCAACUAAUAAAGGGCCAGCUAAUAACUAAAAUAAAUACUUACGAAUUCUUGAAAUAUUUUUACAUGUUAACUUUUAUUAGUAUAGUACUUAAGUAACUACAACAUGAAUCCAAUUAAAGUAUGUUUACUUAUUCUUAAUAGGUUUCUAAUUUGAAUCUUACACAUAAGGUGGUCACUGGUCGUACCUACCUCAUUGAAGCCUAAUUAACGUCAAUUGACAAUAAGGGCUUACCCGUAAAUUACAGUUAAUCCGAGACCAAUUACCUAGUAAAUAAUUAGUUUGGCGAGUCCGAAACUUUCGCUGUAACAUCGUAACAUACCUACCUAAUCUCCAUUCUGUGUUUACGUAAUUUUCCUUCGUUACUGUUCAUUGUAUCUAAGCCGAGCAUUUGAAUUAGGGGUAAGUGAUUUACUUCCUAAAUAAGGAAAUAUCCAGAGGACGACAUACGUAGAUUAUCUAUACAAAUAGAUAUGUUGUAUACCUACUUAAUGAUAUUUUUCAUAAAAAUAUAUAAAUAAUUACGGAGAAAAUUUGUUUACUAAAACGCAAUCUGCGUCGAAGUUAUCUAAACAAAAAUGUUUACUUGUGAGAUGAUGAUGACGCAACGCAUUUACUUACUGCAAUGACGUUCGAUAUAUAUUAAUAUCGUAUUUUUAAUAUUUAAUGGUAAGAACGGGCAGGUAGAUAUUUAUGAAUCCUGCAAUAAAAGCACUAGGUAUAUACUGUCUUUACUAAAUAGGUGGUCCACUUAAGUAAUAUGUCCACCCACGCUUAUUAAUUCUCAUUACUUAACAUUUAUUACAAGCAAAAUGAAUCUGGUAGUAGCUAUAGCCCCCCCUUGUACGUAAAUGGCGAGUGGGGGGUCCCUCCGGAUCACGUUACUGCGGCGCACGUCAAGGACAUGUUGAUAUCAUUCUUUUUAUUCUUCGUGAUUUACGUAUUCCUAUUCAAGUCGGACACAAAAUCGAUCGCGUGCGGCCACGCCACGACUAUAAAUGACUUUUUACCAAGAGAAUCGCUUGCAAGACGAAUACCGUUUGCAAUCAGCUCGCGCGGGCUGGCGCACUCGGUCGGGCCGCGGGCUCCGGCCACCAGCCUCGAGCCAUGAGCCAUAGGGACAAGCCGUACUGCGUCUACCAGUACUCGCAGUACCGCGCGGCCACGGCGGGCCCCGCCCCCCGCGCGCCCCGCGCCGAGCCCCCGCUCCGCGCCCGCAGCCUCAGCCUGGCGCAGCGCCCCCGCUCGCAGCACGGCCGCCCCCCGCGCAGCGCCCCCACCGCCCCCCGCGGCGACCUCGCGCGCACCCCCACCGCGACCCCCAAACGCAAACCCCUCAACAAAGUCCUCGUCAAACAACAAAACCGAAAACUCGUCCAAAAACAACCGUGCGCCGUCGCCGUACAAACCCUGUCGCUGCCCAUGCGCUACGCAGACGGCCCCACGUUCUCCUCCAAACGACGCUCGCGCUUAUGUAACGAACACGAUACCUACCACACUAAGUCUUCUAAUCCCCUUAAACAGGUCAGAGGCAACAGAAAGCUGUGCGACACGCUCGGGGAGAGCGGGACGGAGAACCGCCUGCUGCUGCAGAUCAGCGAAGCCGAACAAGUGGCGGAUUUUGAAAGGAUUCUUAAUUCUAAUGCAAUAUUGUGGUCGCGCUCGGUCGGGCCGGCGUGGCGCAGCGCGGACUCGCCGCGGCCCCGCUCCGGCUACUCGCUGCCGGCAGUGACGCGCGCGCACCUCGCGCUGACCCGCGACCUGCUGCUGGCCGCCCCCGCGCCCCCCGCGCCGCCCCCCGCGCCCGCCGACCUGCGGGACCUGUCGCUGUACUACGACGACGACGCGGCGCUGCAGCGCGAGCUGUCCGCGGCCGCCGACCGCGCCGCCGCCGCCGCCGCCGCCGCCGAGCCGCUCCGCAACUUCAACGUGAACCUCGCCUGCCUGCUGGGCCUGCAGCUCGGGGACUGCUCGCCGGCGCCGCCCCACGAGAAGGAAUGGCUCGAAUCGAGCAUGAGCGCCGAUGACAAACGCCAAGACAAGCUCGACUGCGUCGACAAACUAGCACAAAACCUGAAUAGCGUCAAAAUCGACGGAAAUGAAAAGGUCCCGACGAUAACCUUCAGCAACUGUUGCGAGACUCGCUCCGGCUCAGAGGCGACGGACAAUAAGAGCGUCGAGAUCCACCUGGCCGUGCCCUCCGUGGACAGCGGCGUCGAGGCGCGCCCGCCGGCCAUGUGA